AUGGCGCUGAGUGUCAGUGGUCUCAAGAUGGCGAAGGCUGAGCUUCAGUCAACAUGGAAUGAUCGUGGUAUAGCCGUGUGCAAGGAAGUGGACUCGAGUGGAUGCCAUUGCUAG
This is a messenger RNA of Peronospora matthiolae, 114 nucleotides long. The record is from the annotation of a GenBank genome assembly. Lineage: Eukaryota; Oomycota; Peronosporomycetes; Peronosporales; Peronosporaceae.